GGAACAGAAUUAAGGUCUCAUUGUCGUCUCAUAUUUAGUUAGAACGUUACAUACAACAAAAUGGAUAAUUGCAAAAUUAUGAUAAUUUGGGUGUUAAUGAUGGUAGUAAUUAGCAACAUGAAUUUAAUUAGCUUAGUAGAUGCACAAGUGGCUCCACCUUGUGCUGAUAAGAUAUUACCAUGCAUGGAUUACCUUAACUCAACAAACCCACCAGACAUAUGUUGCAAUCCAGUUAAAGAUGUUUUUGAUGCAACACAAGAAGCAUGUUUUUGUCAACUUGCAAUUCCUGGCUUACUUGAAGGUUUUGGUGUUAAACUAUCUCAAGCUUUGGCAGUUCUUCAUGCAUGCGGUGUCAAUUUUGAUGUCAACUCUUGCAAAGCUUCUUCUCCAGCUCUUUCUCCAUCUUUGGUGCAACAACCACCAGCAACACCAGGAAGUGAUGAAGGAGGAGCGGCUACGACCGUUUUAAUCAAACUCUAUUUCAUACCGUUCAUUUGGGUAUCCAUGUGUUUUUAUUAGGAAGAAGAAAUUUGUAUUUUGUUGGUUAAUUUAUUCUAUAAAAUUAAAAAGAUAUAUGUAAAUGUAUUUGUAAUUUCAGCGAGUUUUUUUUUCUUUUUUUGGUACAAAAUUUCAACGAGUUAGACUUUCAAAAAUUAAAAUAGAUGUUUGCGUAAUUAUUUAUCUU
Trifolium pratense (red clover) is the source of this 685-nucleotide messenger RNA. RefSeq names its product non-specific lipid transfer protein GPI-anchored 9-like. The record is from RefSeq and is a predicted model, not a curated record. The transcript has 3 exons. The coding region runs from base 61 to 519 and encodes 152 amino acids. NCBI's taxonomy places the organism in Eukaryota, Viridiplantae, Streptophyta, Magnoliopsida, Fabales, Fabaceae.